Molecule: messenger RNA, 1290 nt
Organism: Aureobasidium pullulans EXF-150
Lineage: Eukaryota; Fungi; Ascomycota; Dothideomycetes; Dothideales; Saccotheciaceae
Product: NUP-domain-containing protein
Exons: 1
Coding region: 9-1202 (397 amino acids)
Biological process (GO): transmembrane transport
Cellular component (GO): endoplasmic reticulum
Source: RefSeq, a predicted model, not a curated record
GCUAAAUCAUGACCAGAUUAUUCAAAACUGCCUUUGGUCACACUCUUGUGACCCUGACACUUCUCUUUGUUUCCUUCGGCCCUGGUAGGGCCUACAGAUCGAACUCAACAUGGAUCACGAACAGCAGUAUCUAUACGUCAUCGACGACAGGGGCUACGACAUCAUCCGGCACGUUAAGCAAACCCAAAGUCUUGAUCAUAGGGAACACAUUCGAAUUCACCUACUUAUCCGGCCUCAACUUUACGACAUCUUGUACAGGUCCAUUGCUGACCUCACUAUAUGCUUGUACGGAGACUGGAGAGAUAUGCAAGCUGGAAUGCGGACAGGAGCUGGUAUCUGCGCAACAAAUUACCGCUCUAGCCUUGGUACCCGGGAUUGAUCUUACCGCCACCUAUGUGAUUAUCACAGGGACGGGUGGCGUGAAUCCAAAGUAUGGUACUGCUGGUGGUGUGGCAAUCAGCCAGUACAGUAUUCAGUUGGAAUGGCUCAGCAUGUUCCUUGGCUCCGACCUGCCUGCGAACUUCUCUUCUCAGUACAUGUAUGCCUAUGCACAGGCUUCACCCUUUGAAUACCCGAGUCUGGUGGGAUCUGAAGUUUACGAGCUGAACACCGCCCUUGUCGAUCGUAUAGCCGCCAUCUCCACGGAUCUGGAGUUUGAGGACGUUGACAGCGAUCUGCAGCGCCUAAGGCAGACGUAUCUCUUCGAAGCCGCAAGAAAAGCACCGUUCUUGGCACAUUGCGAUGUUGUGUCCUCACAAAUCUACUGGCACGGCGAUGUCGCCGGUCACAAUGUCGAAGUGUACGCCAAUAUUGUAACCAGUGGAGCUGCAAAGCCUUGCAACACGAACCAAGAUGACCAAGGACGGCUACUAGGACUCGCAGGUGCUGCUGAAGCUGGGUUCCUUGACUUUUCCCGUGUCGCCAUGAUCAAGGCCUUUUCAAAUUUCGAUCGUCCUCCACCUCAGUUGAGCGCUUACCAGAGCAGAUACUAUGUUGGGGAGGCAGCCACAGGACCUGGGCUACGUAAUGCAUGGAGCGUCAUUCGAGGUAUCGUGGCGGAUGUGCUGGAACAUUGGGAAGAUGUAUAUGAAGAUGGCAUCUCAGCCCCCAGUUAUGUUGGUGACGCCAAGGGCACUUUAGGCGGUACACCUCCAUUUGUACAGAACUCAACCGCCGUCGCUGGUUCUGUACAGGGUGCAUGAGAGUAAGCGGAUCACAGAGAGGGAUGAGAAUUGUGAAAGUAGAGAGCAUGCAUACAAUCUACGUUGAGACCAGUUGUAAGAGAACGAC